UAGCUUUGCUAAAUCUUUUUUUUCCGUAAUGGAACAACUAUAUAAAUAAAACAGAAGGCACUGGUAGAGAAUGAAGACCCGACAACAAUUGUAUACGCAUACUAUAAAUUGACAUUUUUUCACCAUUCCUCAUUAUUUUGUCCUGAAGCGAAAGGCUGGUUGAUAAAGGAUGCUGUCCUUCCAGCUGGUUUGGAUCCUUGCUAUAACAGCUGCUUUACUGGUAGAAGCUCAUGGGCAGACAAAUUGUCCAGGUCCCCAAGGAUCUCAGGGGGGAAUUGGACCUCUUGGCCCUGCAGGACCACCAGGCAUCCCAGGCACCCCAGGACCACCUGGUCCACCAGGUCCCCAAGGACCACCUGGACAAAACGGAGCUCCUGGCCCUCGAGGACCAAGGGGCAAUCCAGGUGUCAGAGGUCCUUCUGGUCCACCAGGUCUGCCUGCCAGUCAAGAUCCUAAACUACAAAACGACAUCAAAGAACUCCAGCGUAGAAUUGCCCGAAUGGAAAGAGCUUUGACCUUGGAAGAAAAGAUGGCAAUUGCUGGGGAUAAGCUGUUUGCCUCUACUGGAAAGGCAUCUGUCUUUGAGACAGCAGACUUGACUUGCAAAAAAGCCCAGGGCGCCAUUGCUGCACCAAGAAACGUGAAAGAGAACAACGCUAUUCAGAAGAUUGUGCAAUUUUACAACAGUUAUGCCUAUCUGGGUAUUAUUGAAAGUGAUGUGCCAGGGAAAUUCCAUUUCCAGAAUGGGGAACCUUUGAAUUUUACCAACUGGUACAAGAAUGAACCUUCCGGUCCAGGAACUGAAAAAUGUGUGGAAAUGUACAGCGAUGGCACUUGGAAUGACAAAAUGUGCAACAAUUACCGCCUUGUGGUCUGUCAGUUUUAAAACCCAACCCCAAGGCAACCAUUGAAUGUUCCUUAAAACAUAACUUGAUGUGAUUUUUCUGUCAAAAAAAAUCAAUAAAAUUCCUUGCAUUUUC
Messenger RNA from Crotalus tigris (Tiger rattlesnake), 980 nucleotides. Its product is annotated as pulmonary surfactant-associated protein A-like. Gene Ontology annotation, cellular component: multivesicular body; rough endoplasmic reticulum. The record is from RefSeq and is a predicted model, not a curated record. The transcript is spliced from 6 exons. Lineage: Eukaryota; Metazoa; Chordata; Lepidosauria; Squamata; Viperidae. Bases 170 to 886 code for a protein of 238 amino acids.